Molecule: messenger RNA, 1065 nt
Organism: Solanum pennellii
Lineage: Eukaryota; Viridiplantae; Streptophyta; Magnoliopsida; Solanales; Solanaceae
Product: lipid phosphate phosphatase epsilon 2, chloroplastic-like
Exons: 5
Coding region: 175-972 (265 amino acids)
Biological process (GO): protein N-linked glycosylation; lipid biosynthetic process
Cellular component (GO): endoplasmic reticulum membrane; intracellular membrane-bounded organelle
Molecular function (GO): dolichyldiphosphatase activity
Source: RefSeq, a predicted model, not a curated record
ACAAAAAUGGUUUCCAUAUAUUUGAGGAAGUAACGAUUGCCACUUGUUAUUAUUGAGUUCAAAUAAGUAUAUAGCAACCUUAAAAAUUCUCAAAAUCUUGUAUAUUCUAUUCGUCGUCCCUGUUACAUUUCUGCCUGUGGGGCUUUAAGUUUCAAUUGGAGAAAAAUUCCAACAAUGUCUACUGCAACUGCUCUUGUUAUUUCCCCCUUUCUUCGUUUUCCAAAAUUUUUCAAUUCCAAAUUGGAUUUCCGUCGGAAGUUCGCUUCUUUUUCUCUGUAUACAAGACAUAAAUCAUUUCCAUUAACUAUUGCUAGAGUUCGAGCCGCUGCAGAAGAUGAGGUGAUGGGUGUCAGUUUAGAAAAAGAAGAAGCUUUCGUUGAUGGGUCCUCAAGUUCUGCUUCUGCUGGACUUAACGCCACUUUCAAUAGCUUGAGUAAGUGGCUGGUGGCUGCACUUUUUGGUAUAAUCUUUCUUUGGAGACAUGAUGCGGAAGCUCUUUGGGCUGCUUCUGGUUCCGUUCUGAAUUCUGCCCUCUCAACUGUAUUGAAGAGAAUACUAAACCAAGAGCGACCUGUUUCUACGAUAAGAUCGGAUCCUGGAAUGCCAUCUUCUCAUGCGCAGUCAAUCUUUUAUACAGUGACGUUCUGUAUUGUCUCAAUGGUAGAAUGUUUUGGGUUCAACGGCAUCACUGCAGUAAUUAGCGCACUCAUCUUUGCACUUGGCUCCUACUUUUCCUGGCUACGGGUUUCACAACAAUUUCACACAACCAGCCAAGUAACGGUGGGUGCUGCACUCGGAUUCUCUUUCUCCAUUUUCUGGUUUUGGUUGUGGGAUGCAAUAGUCUUUGAUGCAUUUAUUUCACACUUGUGGGUUCGGACUGUUGUUGUUGUUGGCUCAGCAGCCAUUUGUGCUAGCUUUCUCCUAUAUGUGAUCCGAUAUUGGGUUCUUGAGGAGAUCAACUUAUACUACUGAGAAACUACACACUAAACAUUGAACUUCCAUAUAGAAACUAACAAAACAAAGCUUAUAGUUUUAUGAGAAAAUUCUUCUCAACUUUGCUCAUUA